Messenger RNA from Thlaspi arvense, 2411 nucleotides. The record is from the annotation of a GenBank genome assembly. Lineage: Eukaryota; Viridiplantae; Streptophyta; Magnoliopsida; Brassicales; Brassicaceae.
CACAAAGGGGUUUUUCGUCGUCGCACAAAAUAAAAAAACAAAACACAAAAAAGAAAAAAGAGAAAGCCUUUUUCUUUGUUUUCCCCUGUUAAAAAUGUGGGUAAUCUGAACAUUUGAUUCCGGUUGAGAAUUCUGUUGAUUCUUCUUGUUUCUCUGAUCGUGCAUUUCCUUUGAGACUUUUCCUUCCUUGGUUUCCGAAAAACGGUCCUUGUCUGGAUUAAUUAAUCCGUGUGAGAAUGCAACCCUUUUGUUGAAUGUCUGAAAUGCUAUUCAAGUCAUGGUUUUACAAAAGAGGCUCGAGUAUGGAUUCAAUGGCUAUGAGGUGCCUCCCACACCUCGUGCUGCAAGAUCACCAAGAAAGAGUGCUUUCAAGAAGAAAAGCGAAAACAAUCAGAUAUCUUCCUUCGAUUUGUUGGCUGCAGUAGCUGGCAAACUGCUGCUUGAAGGUGGAGGAAAUUCUUCUUCCUCAAGCAACAACGCUUCGGCCGAUAUUGAAGAUGAGUGUGCGGUUAAGAAAGAACCGCUUUAUCAAGCAGUGGCCGAAGAGACUAACAGUGAUCACGAUCAUGACAAUGGUGCUGAAAGGAGAUUCUUUAUCUCCGAGAUCCUUCCCAAAGCUCAUGAAAUGGAGAGCUUCAACAGAUCUCCAAGCCCGCUUAAAGAUUUCCAUUUUGGAUCUACUUCUGGUAUAACUUCUGACUCCUCGGAGAAGUUUGGAACUCGAGAAUUGGCGUUUGAGGAAACCAAGAUCGACAGUGGUGAUUACUAUAGGUCAGAGAUUAAUGAUAAAAGAUCAAUGCUUGGUGGGAUAAAUUGUGAAACAAAGCUAUCAAGGAAUGUUGUACCCAAGGAGGAGCAUCAUAUAGGUAGUGGUUUCAGGAAAGUAAUUCCUCGAAAUCCUUCGGAAUGCUCUGAUGAUACAGAUUUGCCAAGUAGAGAAAAUUGUGAUGAUGGCGAAAACUUGUCAGCCCGUUACGCAACAAAGUCAUUUAGGUCAACUCUGCGUUUAGGAGAUAGAAGAAUAAGGAAAGUUUUGGCUUCAAAGUUUUGUAAAGUCUCUGUAAAGCCCAAAGAUAAUACAACGGCAACUAAUCCAGACUUGGACUUGAAGCCUGAUUACUACAGCAAGAAACAUUGUCUCAAAAGCUUAAGAUCAGAGAGGAACUAUCCAAUCAAGAAAAGAAGAUAUUUUGAUGGUUAUACAGCGUCACAAUCAGAAGAAAGAGUUAAAAACGAAGGCCUUUCUAGUUCACCAAGAAAGGCUUCAGCUUUUCUAUCAUCCAUACCUUGUCAGAAGCAGCCAGCAUUCCAAUCCAGAGAUUCUCAUGUGAAACUUGGAAUCAAGUCGUUUAGAGUUCCUGAACUUUUCAUUGAAAUUCCAGAGACCGCUACUGUUGGUUCGCUAAAGAGGACAGUCUUGGAAGCCGUGACCACAAUCCUCGGAGGUGGACUACGCAUAGGUGUUCUUGUUCAUGGAAAGAAGGUUAGAGACGACAACAAAAUGCUUCUUCAGACUGGAGUUUCUCUAGACACUCUUUCAGAUAGUUUAGGCUUUUGUCUCGAGCCCAAUCCUCCACAAUCCACCAAACCGUUUUCUCCUGAAGAAUCCGAUUUUGUUCGUCCGUGUAAUGUACCUCAAACUCUAACAAGGUGUCUCCCAUCACUACCGGGGAAACAUGCUAAACCGAGUAACUCUGUAGAAAAUGACCUUGACUCCAAACCCUCGGCUCCAAAUAGGGCUAAACCCGUCUACUCGAGAGCCUUGAUUCCUGUCUCUCCCCUGCAUGCUCAGGCUUUAACCGUAGUCCCACCUCGGAAACCCAAGCGGUCUGAGGUGGCACAGCGCAGAAUCCGCCGACCUUUCUCUGUUGCAGAAGUAGAGGCCCUUGUUCAAGCUGUGGAGAGAUUUGGGACCGGAAGGUGGCGUGAUGUAAAGUUGCGAGCUUUCGAUAAUGCUAAGCACCGGACUUACGUUGAUUUAAAGGACAAAUGGAAGACGCUGGUGCACACAGCAAGAAUAUCGCCACAACAAAGAAGAGGCGAGCCAGUUCCACAGGAGCUCCUAGACCGGGUACUAACGGCUCAUGCCUACUGGUCCCAGCAACAGGGGAAACAACAGCUGCUAGAGGGAGAGGGACCCCAGAAGCUCGAGACCAGUCUUGGUCUAUAGACCAGGAAAACAAAGGUUAUCUUUGCGACGUGAAAAUGAAUGUUGGCAGGAUGAACCUGGAAUUUUUAUAAUUUCAUAUAUACUUUUUUGUUUGAUUGUUUGUUUUGUUAUGUGUUUGUAUUUGAAGAGAUUCGAUGUAAAAAAGAAAGAAAAAGGAUGAAUUGUGGUGAAGAAGAUAGAGAAUGAAGAUAUGUGAAGUCUGGUGUAAUAGUCACAGUGCUUGGUUAUAAUAAGAGGCUAC